GAAAGUCGACGUCAUUAUUUGGGGGCGUUACCCGGAAGUGUUCUGUUGUUUCAUCAGGCGACAACAUGCUCCCGGCUGUGAAAUAACACAUCCGCUGCUGUAGCUUUGACUUUAUGAGGCUCGUUUGUAACAUCGCUGUUAAAUUAGUGAAAUCCAGAAGAGCUCACGGUUCAGCCGCAGCUCGUGCACGAGCAGGAGAGAUGUGUAAAGAGCUCAAGACCAAAGUGCUGCAUCUGCUGCCGCCGACCUCCGAUCAUCAGGAGGGCCAAACAGAUGGUGCUGAAAUCCUGAGUUGCACGGUGAAGGCUCUGAAGGAGGGUCAUGUGGUCGGUGUGCCCACAGACACCAUCUACGGCCUGGCAUGUCUGGCGCAGAACUCUGAAGCGGUCGGAAAAACCUACGACAUCAAAGGACGAAAUGGACAUAAACCGCUGGCCAUCUGCGUCGGAGAAAUCUGCGAUAUCUAUAAGUACUGUAAGGUGAAAGUGAAAGAAGCUCUGUUGGGUGACCUGCUGCCGGGUCCCGUCACUCUGGUGUUCGAAAGAUCUGAAGUCCUGAACACAGAUCUCAACCCCUUCACUUCACUUGUAGGCGUACGCAUCCCAGACCAUGUCUUUAUGAGACGCCUUUGCCAGAUGUGUGCUGAACCACUUGCACUUACCAGCGCCAACAUCAGCUCACACACCAGCACUGUGGCCGUGCAUGAGUUCCAGGAGCUUUGGCCCAAACUAGCAGUGGUGGUGGAUGGAGGACCGAUAGGAGACCACAGCCGCCUCGGAUCAACAGUAGUAGAUCUUUCAGUACUCGGCAAAUACCGCAUCAUCAGACCCGGCUGUGCCCUUUCUUCUACGAUUGAUGUGCUGGAGCACAAAUAUGGACUCUUGGAGGACUCGGGGAAGAAUGACCUUGUUUGAACUCUCUGCACACCGCGCAACACAAGCUGAGACGCAUAAUCAGCGUUGACCCGGAGCUUCGUCAGAAAGGAGGAAUUCUUUGUCACAUUGAAAAUGGACUAAAACUCUGGGACAACUUAACUGUUAACGGGUAACUGUUCUUCUUCUGAUGACCAUAUGUUCUGCCUUACUUAUUAUUAUUAUUAUUAUUAUUAUACGGGAUGUGAAGUGUCAGUUUAAGACCAUUUACUAAGAAUCACAGAACGAGGUCGGUUAUAUAGAAUGGGAUUGUAUUGUCAAAGCAACGUGGCUUAAUGGAGAAUACAAUGGGUUUAUUUUAAUAUUUCUAUAAUGGUUUGUGUCACAAGAACUUAUUUUAUGACCUGUACAACUUAAAUAACACGGGAUGGGAGGAGUUCUGUGACUUGCAUGGAUUAUACAUCGGAACAAUUUAUGAACCCCCUGUAUUUAUUUUACCGACAGUUACAACAACCCUGUUAUAUGUUGUAGCUUGGAAUACUUUACAUUGUUUGACAAUACUGUAAUAUUUCACUCAGACUCGUGUUGGUUAGCAUGUGGAUAAACGAGCGUGUUAAUAAUCAUUUCUUAAAUUCUCACCAUAUACUUGCUUUGGAUUGUACGACCUUGGCACCGCCACAAUAAACGUAUUGUCUUUCAGCA
Messenger RNA from Cottoperca gobio, 1574 nucleotides. RefSeq names its product yrdC N(6)-threonylcarbamoyltransferase domain containing (gene yrdc). NCBI's taxonomy places the organism in Eukaryota, Metazoa, Chordata, Actinopteri, Perciformes, Bovichtidae. Gene Ontology annotation, biological process: regulation of translational fidelity. Gene Ontology annotation, molecular function: tRNA binding; double-stranded RNA binding; nucleotidyltransferase activity. The transcript has 6 exons. The record is from RefSeq and is a predicted model, not a curated record. Bases 114 to 914 code for a protein of 266 amino acids. Gene Ontology annotation, cellular component: cytoplasm.